GGGAAGUCAUCAUAUGAGCGAUCAGGCUCGAGCAUAGCAAUAGCAUCGGGACUGGAGUGGAUUAAGCUAAGCCGAGUCAUGGACUCUGUCGGACUGCCUACUCUUAUGGAUCGGCCAGUGGAAGGCACGUCAAAGGGGAGCGGUACCCCACUCAUUAGAUUAGGUUUCAGAGCUAGCCCACUAUCAAGAAGCUCCGAUAGUCUCGACCGGGGCUGUCCCCUCCGCUCAGAGUGCUACUCUGGCACAGUACACGGUCAGUCGUACUUGCCUGGGAUCGAAAAGAGCGCUAGAACUUACCGAAUGGUCGUCAUGGGCGAAUGCAUGACAGGAGCAAUGCCGACUCCAUUUUCAACGAAAGUUACAAAAAGCGGUGAACCGCUUCGCCUAUCUGGCCAUCGGCAGAGCCCUGGACCCAAGCAAAUCUACAAUUUCUACGACCCCGAGAUAGCCUUCUUCCAACAGGGAAGAAAGCAGAUAGCAGGCCCGAAUGCCUCAACUUCGUCGACCCUGAUUCCUUUGACUGAACUUCGCUUCGUUUUUUCUCACUUUGCUCUCCUAGCUUUUGGCGGAAUAAGCGCUAACCACCUUCACUUCAUGCCUUUGAUGCUUCUUUCUAAUGUUGACGACUUUGGUACAACAAGAGGUUUAGACUUGUCCGCAUAUAGACCAUUUGGUCGAUUCGAUGGCUUCUUAUUAGCAACACCUUACUCGUUGGAGUUAAGGCAAGGUCAAUUACAUCGAGCCUAUCUCAACAGCAAAGGAAAAGGUCUGGAUCUGAGCCUUUAA
Striga asiatica is the source of this 786-nucleotide messenger RNA. The record is from the annotation of a GenBank genome assembly. NCBI's taxonomy places the organism in Eukaryota, Viridiplantae, Streptophyta, Magnoliopsida, Lamiales, Orobanchaceae.